UAGGUGUAAAAUAAUAAGAAGGCGUCCGUGGCAAGAAAUCCCUCAUUUCCUUUUUGUCUUCUUCCAACAUUCAUCAAUCCUCUUUUUCCCUUUGAUCCAAACCCCUCUGUCGUUCAUAACAUACAUACAUCUCUACAUAAACAUUUUUACAAACACGACUCAUAUAUUCUGAACUCUAAUCCGAUCCUCAUUUUCCUCUGAGAAGAAGAAGAAGAAUGUGAUGAUUUUUGCUUUCUGCCUGUUUCAGAACCUUCCGUGAUUAAAGAUGAUUGGAGAAUUCGUCAACAGUUGCUUAAUAUUGGUUCUAGGAUAUGCAUAUCCUGCUUUCCAAUGUUUCAAGACAGUUGAGAAAAACAGAGUUGAAAUUCCGGAGCUGCGGUUUUGGUGUCAAUAUUGGAUACUUGUUGCUAUUAUCACAAUUCUUGAGAGAAUUGGGGAUGUAUUUAUUUCAUGGUUGCCAAUGUAUGGAGAGAUGAAAUUGGCACUCUUCAUCUACCUAUGGUAUCCCAAAACAAAGGGUUCUGGAUACGUAUACAAUACCUUGUUACGACCAUACGUAUCAAGGCACGAGACAGAUAUCGAUAGAAGUUUAAUCGAAUUCCGAGAGAGAGCGUGGAACUUAGCAAUCUACUAUUGGCAAAACUGCACUGAGCUUGGCUCCACCAAGAUCCUCCAAUUUCUUCAAUUUGUGUCUUCACAAGGUGGAAGGAGUGAGGAGAAUCAGGGGAACCAACGACGGCCUAACACCACUCCUGAACCCAGCGCACCGCCGGUGGGUUUGAUGAGAAGGAGCAAGUGGGGCCCACCACCUCCGCCCUCGGGGGGGUCCAGCUCGUAUUUCAGCCAGGCGCCCGUGUCGGAGUUGAUCAAAGUGGAGCUGCACAAUGAGCAGUUUAUUAGGCCUGAGGAUGUGAUUGUUUCUAAUUUGGACAUCGGUGGUGGGUCUAAAGAGAAAUUAGGUUUGGAGAAGGAUGUUAAGACGACUAGGCAUAGGCUUAGGCGCUUCAUAGAUGGCAAUUAGGAUUCUAGUUAAAUUGAUUGCUAUGUUGUAAAUUAUGUGAGAUAAUGUGCUGCACAGUUUAUUUAUUCUUUUUUUUUUUAAACAUUAUAGAGGUUGCAGAUA
This is a messenger RNA of Salvia splendens (bonfire salvia), 1123 nucleotides long. Its product is annotated as putative HVA22-like protein g. The transcript has 7 exons. NCBI's taxonomy places the organism in Eukaryota, Viridiplantae, Streptophyta, Magnoliopsida, Lamiales, Lamiaceae. The record is from RefSeq and is a predicted model, not a curated record. The coding region runs from base 266 to 1021 and encodes 251 amino acids.